AUGGACCUUCUCGGUCUAGACGGUCUCGAAGGGUUCGAAGAUACGCCGCCCGUGGUUUCGAUUUCAGCGUCUCAGUCCCUCAACGCGUCGGCCGCUACCCGCGACCCGAUCGCGACGGGCCUGGCGCGUCUGGACGAGGCUCUCAAUGACCUCCCCGACCAGUCCAACCAAGGCGGCAUCCUGCGUGGACAUGUUACAGAAAUAUUCGGACCCCCAGGAGCCGGGAAGACCUCGCUGGCGUUGAAUAUUGCAUGUAAUGCACUACGUGACGGCAAAGUAGUCUGGAUCGAUACGGGAUGUCCCUUGCCCAGUCUCCGGCUGGAGGAAAUGUCCGUCAACCUGGAUGACUUUGUCUAUUUCCGGGCGCAUACGCUGGCUCAUCUAAUAGCCCUGCUUGCACGUCCACCAAAGGGGUUUCCACCGCCGGAAACAAACCUUAUUGUCGUCGACUCUGUGUCGAAUUUAUUUCCAGCUUACUUCUCCAGCGCCCAAGAGCUCAAGGACCAGCCUACCGAGGGCAAAUUCAGCGAUAAAACACACCUGCAAUGGCUGAUCAAUCGCAAAUGGAACAUUGCUAGCGAGCUCGCCAUGCAUUUGGCUAGACUCGCGGCGAAAAAUAUUGCCGUGUUGGCUAUUAAUCAAGUCCGUACGGAGAUCAAGGGUCAAUCUCACGCAGUUCUGCAGCCGCUCUUGUCGGGCAGCGCGUGGGAGGCUAGCGUACAGACUCGCAUUGCGGUCUAUCGUGACCUGCCGGAUGAGCGAUUUGCAGAAGUUGAGAAGCGCGCGGGUAAGCCAUUGCCCGAGCAAGCCGGGCUGCUCGUUGCGUUUCGCAUUGAACCGGAUGGUCUUUAUGAAACAGAGGGAAAGGAAUCUCCGCCCUCCGAGCCUCUGACCCCUUUGCCAAAGCCCUCUUCCGACUUUGAGUACUAUGAUCCUCCUACCCCGACUCCUUCGCCUAUAUCCUCUGUGCUGUCUUCUGCGCCGUCCUCCGCGGAAUUGGAGUCUCCAAGCCCUUCACCAUCUAAGCUGGCGUCGCCAGAACAGCCUGUACAUACCCCAAUUAAGAAACGGAAGCUGGAGGAGGUAGCCGAUAGUCAGGAUGAAGACUCCGAGGAAGAGAAUGUCCCAUGGACAGACGAGACAACCCUGAACACGAAUUAA
Messenger RNA from Penicillium roqueforti, 1161 nucleotides. RefSeq lists its product as uncharacterized. The record is from RefSeq and is a predicted model, not a curated record. The coding region runs from base 1 to 1161 and encodes 386 amino acids. The transcript is spliced from 5 exons. Gene Ontology annotation, biological process: DNA repair; meiotic DNA recombinase assembly; reciprocal meiotic recombination. Gene Ontology annotation, molecular function: ATP-dependent DNA damage sensor activity; ATP hydrolysis activity; ATP binding. Gene Ontology annotation, cellular component: replication fork; Rad51C-XRCC3 complex; Rad51B-Rad51C-Rad51D-XRCC2 complex. Lineage: Eukaryota; Fungi; Ascomycota; Eurotiomycetes; Eurotiales; Aspergillaceae.